AGGGUUUUAUUUCCAAUCGGCGUCAUCAUGGCGGUACCGUCCCACAAUUCACACAUAGGCCCAAGGGGGACUGCGGAUACUCCAACAGCCGGUCGGAAUCCCCCGCCUGGUUACAAUGCCUAUUCCGCCCCUUACUACCCUACUACCAACACCUCGGACGGCUUGGGUGGAUCGAUUCAUGCUACUGCUACUCCACUGACCGGACGGAAUAAUGUACCACCAGAAGGUGCUCGGAACCGUGGGCCUUUUCGAGAGGCCGAGGGCCUGGCCCCUGGCACAACGCAGCAGUGGCUCAGGGCUAACGGGAGUAUGUCAUCGAGAGGGCCGUCAGGAGUGAGGGCUAAUGGGAAUCAAAGCCUAGAGAGUGACUCUAUAGCAACACCAUCAUUUUCCGCUAUUCCUCCAUCUGCUUCCUAUCCCGGCACUGCACGUUCAACAGCUUCGGUAGCAUCAUCAUCAUCACCGAGAUCCCUAUCAUCGCUGUUGUACAACCCGAGGGUUAAUAAUGGCAUCCCCAGUGUUGCUCCCUCGUGGGCUUCAACCUACAGAACGUCCCGAGCGGGUCCAUCCGCGGUUCGGUCUAUGCCUCAUCAUAAUCAUCCAGUAGCAGCAGCUCAGGUUAAUAGCACUCUUAGGACGGAGGCACUCCCCUUGGCUGAGCAAUAUCCUCCAACUCAGUAUUCUACUACAGAGAUGGUCUUGGCCGAAUUUGGUCCGAGGUACGCUGAUCUGAGUAAGCGAGAGCUUUUGAGGAUCAUCAGGCGUCACGCUCCUGAUGCCUUCCUCGAGGAGUACAAUCUUAAGGGGCAGAUCUACAAUGCUAUCAAGUCACGAUCCCAUACCCAGUUCGUACAACUUGCUGAACAGUUGAUGAAGAAUUAUAUAGUCUAUUGUGGUUUCCAGAACGGAGCUAGUUCACCGACUGAUCCGCAGGUUGCCGCUACUUCCGCUUCAAUUGUUGCUAAGAUGGGCGAUUCUGCUGGAGGUUCAGGAGUAGUUGCCCAGACCGCAAGAGAAAGCGAGGCUAGAGGCGAUGGGCUUAUUACACAGAUACCCACCGUGGGACUAGAUAAUGGGGCUGAUUACAAUGAUGAUGACACUGAGCAAGUGAAUACCCCUCCACCAGGAUUCGAGUCCGUCCUACCUACAUUAUUCCAUGUGCCUGCGGCAACCGAGGCGGCGGCGCCGGUGGCUGCUGACUUCGCCCCCUCCCUCUCCUCGUUUGAUAACAUGGCCACGGCCUCAGUGCAGGCAGAGAAGGGGAGCAGCGCUGCUAGCACUCUGAGUGUCGAUGCUCCAUCCUUCACCCCAAAUGUGGAGUUGCAGCACCAAGGUGGACGCCUUUCACUGCCACAGUAUCAACCAUCAGCAGUAGACUCUACUACUACUACUCCAGACGAUGAUGCCCUAGCUAAGUUGGCCGAGCAACUAGUGAGAACCUACGGCCUCAACCGUGCUGAUAUAAGCCUCUCGGGACUCCUCAGGGUGUCUCCUCAGAAUGCUGCUCCCACAACAGUAACGAACGUAUCAGUUGCGGGCUCGGGUCCGCGGACUAAUAGUAGCAGCGACAGUGUCGGUCUCUGCUCCAUGGGUGGCCUGUCUAGCCAAUUCGAUAUAUCCAACAGUAUGACCUCUGGAAGCAGUCAUUUGAGCGCCACUGCACCUGCCUUCACUCCUAGCAAUGCAAGCUGGUGGAAUUCCAUCAAUUCGGCGCCUUCAUCGUCCGACAUGGCUUCAGAGUCGUCUAUUGCGGUUCCAGCGUCUACUAGUAUUCCUGGUGCAAACCCUAUUACGAGUCUGCCAGUGUGGGGGAAUGCUGUUGCCAAUACCGGAGAUAACAUUGAAACAGCGACGUUAGCAUCGGUGAUUGCCAACCUGUCAUCGUCAUCAUCAUCUUCCUUGUCACCGUCGUCUAUUUCCUCAACGCCUCACCACCGCUCAAUCACGGGUGAUCUCAACACGACCACGGAGGCUUCUGAUAUUGGCUUGGCCCAGCACCAGAACGUGGUAGGUGGUCGAAGCCCUCAAGAGACGGGUGUCGGGAGAGCCUAUGAUUGAUAUUGUCCCGGUGUGGUGGUGAAUACUACCCUCAUAUGAGCCGUACUAGUGUUUGUACGGGUGUAAGGGAAUUCUCAUAGUACUGGCAGUGCUGCUAUCUUUCUCCCUCGUAUCGGUAUUGCUUGGGGUUAGCCUUAACUCUUCGACGCCAUCCCUUGUAGUUAUUAUUGUAGUCAACUCGGUCAAAGAAUCUAUAAGUAAUGUUCUGUCUGUAGCAUUCAUCACAUUAGUCGGUCGCCUUGUGUGACCAUCGUGUAACUCAAUACUUGAUCCUCCUCCUCCUCCAUUAUCUCUUCCAUCUCUCCUUCAUCAGAGAGCAGUGGGAAUAGGAGGAUGUGAGCUAUGAAUAACGAUAGCAGUCCUAUCAUCAGUAGAGGUACCACUCACAUUAUGUCGUUGUCAGCGAUAAUGAUGAUGAUCAUAGUGCUGCUGUUAGUGGUAGUCUUCACGGCGUUAUGAACAGUCGGAUUUUUGUUGUGCCGUGCGAGAUUCGGCUACUUUUUGGAUAAAGCAUUGCCCUGUCUGACUGUUCUCUCGCACCGUUCGUCGUUGUUGGUCUUGCGUUGGGGUCAUCCCAGCAUAGUCA
This is a messenger RNA of Perkinsus marinus ATCC 50983, 2644 nucleotides long. RefSeq lists its product as hypothetical. The transcript is spliced from 14 exons. Bases 28 to 2058 code for a protein of 676 amino acids. Lineage: Eukaryota; Perkinsozoa; Perkinsida; Perkinsidae. The record is from RefSeq and is a predicted model, not a curated record.